Messenger RNA from Lactuca saligna, 1999 nucleotides. NCBI's taxonomy places the organism in Eukaryota, Viridiplantae, Streptophyta, Magnoliopsida, Asterales, Asteraceae. The record is from the annotation of a GenBank genome assembly.
UUAUAAUCUCACUCAUUCGACACCCCACGUUCUUUUCGCAAAGUCAUCACUCAUUAGACACUUGGAACACGAAAUUCCCAAGUUCCCCUGCAAAAAGUUUCAUUCCUCUUACCUCCUUCAAUCACCCCUUUCACAUCCCAAAAAACCUGAAAAGAAUUGAUCAAAAAUGGCAAAGCUUAUAGAGACGUACGCCUGCGUCCCAUCGACGGAGCGCGGCCGUGGAAUAUUAAUAUCCGGUGAUCCGAAAACAAAUGCAUUUAUGUACUGUAAUGGCCGAUCGGUGAUUAUCCGGUACCUCGACAGACCAUUGGAUGUCGAGGUGUACGCAGAACAUGCUUAUCAAACCACCGUUGCGAGGUUCUCGCCUAACGGAGAGUGGAUCGCCUCCGCUGACGUGUCCGGGACGAUAAGGAUCUACGGUACCCACAAUGGAUUCGUGUUGAAAAAUGAGUUUCGGGUCUUGUCGGGUCGAAUUGAUGAUAUCCAGUGGUCUGCUGAUGGGAUGAGGAUCGUGGCUUCGGGUGAUGGCAAGGGCAAGUCGUUCGUUCGAGCUUUCAUGUGGGAUUCUGGAAGCAAUGUUGGAGAAUUUGAUGGGCAUUCAAGGAGAGUUCUAAGCUGUGCAUUCAAACCCACAAGACCAUUUCGCAUAGUCUCAUGUGGAGAGGACUUCUUGGUCAACUUCUAUGAAGGACCACCAUUCAAGUUCAAGCAAUCACAUAGGGAUCACUCGAAUUUUGUCAACUGUGUAAGGUUUUCACCUGAUGGCAACAAAUUCAUCACUGUAAGCUCUGACAAAAGAGGGCUGUUAUAUGAUGGAAAAACUGCAGAGGUCAAGGGUGAAUUGUCUAAAGAGGACGCCCACACAGGUAGUAUAUAUGCUGUAAGCUGGAGUCCCGAUAGUAAACAGGUGCUAACUGUAUCUGCUGACAAAACUGCAAAAAUAUGGACAAUAUCAGAUGAUUUCAAUGGAACACUUUCAAAGACUUUAACCUGUCCAGGAUCUGGUGGAGUUGAGGACAUGUUAGUUGGGUGUCUAUGGCAAAAUGAUUAUAUAGUUACUGUUUCUCUUGGUGGGACCAUAUAUUUAUACUCUGCAAGUGACCUUGAUAAAGAUCCAACGAUUCUGUGUGGACACAUGAAGAAUGUUAAUUCACUAGCUGUGCUUACAAAAGGGCCAGAAAAAGCCAUUCUUUCUAGCAGCUAUGAUGGCUUAAUAUUCAAAUGGCUUCGAGGAUUUGGCUACAAUGGUAAGUUAGAGAGAGGCGACAAAAAUCAAAUCAAAUGUCUCGCUGCUGUUGAUGAAGAAAUCAUGUCAUCUGGAUUCGACAAUAAGAUAUGGAGGAUUCCGUUAAAUGGAGAAGAAUGUUCAGAAGCAGAUAUUAUUGACAUUGGGAGUCAACCGAAGGAUUUGAGUUUGGCUAUUAAUAAUCAUGAACUCGCAUUGAUUUCAAUUGAGACAGGUGUCGUUCUUCUGAAAGGUACACAGGUGUUGGCAAGUGUUGAGCUUGGAUUCACUGUGAGUGCAUGCGCUAUUUCACCCGAUGGAGAUGAAGCGAUUGUAGGAGGGCAAGAUGGUAAAUUGCACAUGUAUUCAGUGAAGGGAGAUACUCUUUCGGAAGAAGCUGUUCUUGAGAAACAUCGAGGGGCUAUUACUGUGAUUCGUUACUCUCCUGAUGUUUCCAUGUUUGCGUCUGCUGAUGCAAAUAGAGAAGCUGUUGUAUGGGAUCGGGCCUCCAGAGAGGUGAAGCUGAAGAACAUGUUAUAUCAUACAGCUCGUAUAAACAGCUUAGCGUGGUCUCCUGAUAACAAAAUGGUGGCAACAGGAUCUCUUGACACGUGUGUAAUUGUGUAUGAAAUAGAUAAGCCAGCUUCAAGCAGAACAACUGUAAAAGGAGCUAACCUUGGUGGGGUCUACUCAGUGGCUUUUGUUGAUGAAAAAACUGUCAUAAGUUCUGGUGAAGACGCGUGUAUUCGUUUAUGGGAGAUAACUCCACAAUAA